AUGGGCCUUGAGAUACCAACACACACAGGCUUCACAAAUCUGCUCUUCAAGUACAUAAUUUGCAGGGGCUGCUUUGAUGCUGCUUCAGGGAGGCAGUGCCAGCAGUAUAAAAGAGCUUUCACGACACUGCAGCUUAACAGUUUCAACACUGUUUUUUUAAGGGAAACAAAUAUUCCAGAAAGUAUUAUAACAGGAGAAAAAGUAGCUGAGGAGGCCAGCCUAUGCUGGCCAGUAGGGGCACUUGCUCACGCUGGCAGCUGCCAAGUGUGAGUGCCCUGGAUGUACAAACUGCUAUUAAGAGAUGAUUUGCCCACCCAUCAGUAGAACAGUAUCGUUCAGGAGUUAUGUGACUCUCUGACCAUGGCCAAUGGAAAGGGUGUAAUUGUGACAAGGGAUAAAACACAGUGUGUGGAGGCAAAAGAUCACAAUGUGCAGGAGAUCGGAACUCUGCUGCCAAUCCCACCAGCAAUCUACAUGUCCAGCACUGAGUAUUGCUCUGAAGUUGCUAGAGCAAAUAGCCAUGAGCUUCUUGUCGUGCCUUCAUCUUACAACUAUCUCUAUCUUAUGGAUAUCUCCCGGUCUUCUCUGAAAUGCUUCAAUAUAAACAACAGGAAGCACUUUGUCCUGAGGUCUGUUGAGAAGACCCACUCCUACAGGUGUAUACUUUUCAGGGACUUGAUUGUUAAAGGAAUAGAGAAGAUUACCCCAAACAAAUGCAAGGCGAUUGGUAGAGUGAAGAGAUGGGAGAACUACUACCUUGGCACACAUUCUUAA
Messenger RNA from Cuculus canorus (common cuckoo), 774 nucleotides. RefSeq names its product chromosome 1 C21orf140 homolog (gene C1H21orf140). The record is from RefSeq and is a predicted model, not a curated record. NCBI's taxonomy places the organism in Eukaryota, Metazoa, Chordata, Aves, Cuculiformes, Cuculidae.